AGCAGCAACAACAAUAACAUACUAAAAAAGUGAAAAAUAACAACAGCAAAAAUCAAUAAGAGCGGCAGCUAGCGGCGAUAAAACAAAAAAAUAGGAAGUGUUAUCAGUUGUGUUUUCGUCAUUUCGAGUUGAAAUUAAACUUUGUUAUUGUUGUAUCUGUUGUGGCUUGAGCAGCAGCAGCACCAAGAGAUAGAAAGACAAAGCAGGAGACUCCGUGAAAUUGACACAGAGAGAGUGUCGUCUCAAAGGAGGGAGUGGGAGCGUGUAAAGGGGGGAGUGUGAGAGUUAUAUAGAGAGCGGCGGUGGCCGCUGGCUUAUAGCUACCGCUCCCGCUCGCCCAGCCCACCAUCACCAUGUCUGUCCAGCAAUUUUGCCUACGAUGGAACAAUCAUCAGCCGAACUUUAUAUCGGUCUGUUCAUCGCUCCUACACAAUGGCACCUUGGUGGAUGUGACCCUGGCUGCCGAGGGUCGUCAAUUGCAAGCCCAUAAAAUAGUGCUCUCCGCCUGCAGUUCUUACUUUCAGGCUUUGUUCACCGCAAACCCUUGCCAGCAUCCAAUUGUCAUACUAAAGGAUGUGCAGUACGAUGAUCUCAAGACAAUGGUUGAUUUCAUGUACUAUGGCGAAGUAAAUGUAUCCCAGGAGCAGCUGCCGCACAUUCUGAAAACGGCCGAAAUGCUAAAGAUUAAGGGUCUAGCCGAAAUGCCAACGGAUCCGGCCACUCUCACAAAAUCGGACAGUAAAUCGUCUAGCGAUGGCACUGAACUUGUUGGCCCUAAUGUGGCGGGCUCUGGUGCUGGAGCUGCUGCCGGUAGUUUAGGUGCCGGCAGUGCUAGUAAUGUUGGCGAUUCUCUUUGGAGCAGCAGUGAAGCGCAGCAGUUCCAGCAGCAACAACAGCAGCAGCAGCAACAACAGCAACAGCAGCAACAACAACAGGCGCAGCAGCAGGCUCAGCACCAUCACCAGCAUCACCAACAACAGCUGCAACAACAGCAACAGCAACAACAGCAGCAGCAACAGCAGCAGCAGCAGCAACAACAACAACAGCAGCAGCAGCAGCAACAACAACAGGCCCAACACCAUCAUCACCAGCAUCACCAGCAUUCACAGCAACAGCAGCAACAGCAAGCGCCGCAAACGCAUCACCAUCAGAUGCGACGCACUCCAUCUCCACUCAGUGCAGGCACCUCACCGGCUACGCGGCGCAAAAGAUUGCGCAAAUCCUCGAAUAACGGGUCGGGCGAGCGCACAAACUCUGAUGACCAUCAACAGCAGCAGCAACACAACAGCUCUCUGGAUGCCACCGCUGCGGGUGCUGCGGCUGGCCUUAGCUUGGCACAGAUGAGCCAAAUGCCAUUUGGAACGGGUGGUAAUACGGCAGCGACCAUUGGCAAUCUGGCUGGCCACUCCCUGCAUGCGGCCAAGCUGCUUAAGGAGUCGGCUAGCAGUGAGCUGGAGCCGCAGCCUCAAGACUCGGACUUGGAUGAUGGCCAUGGACAUAUCCAUAUGCAAAUUAAGCCCGAAGUGGAUAUCGGCGGAGUAAAUCAGUCAAUGCCCCUGGAUAUUUCUGGCGCAACCACACCAUCAGAGCACGAUGCACCCAAUUCGCAAUCAUCGCAUUCUGGUCUGCAAUGGACAGUUGUCGACUCAAACUAUUCGCGCUUUUCCCUGCCCGCAUGCCAGACCAACUUGAUUGGCAACGGCGGCGGCGGCGGUGGUGCCGGAAAUCAAAGCAGCGGCGCGAAUAGUAGCGGUGGCGUAGGCGGCGGCGGCGGCGGUGCCAGCGGUACCACCAGUGACCAGCGGCAACAACAGCAGCAGCAACAACAACACGAAGCGGCCCAGCAACAGGCGAGCCAACAGCAUCUGCAGCAACUCCAUUACCAGCAGCAACAACAACAGGCGGAGCAGCAGGGUGGCUCUGGUCAGGCGUACUCGUCGCAGAUAAUAACCGUGAAUAAUCUAGUCAGCGGUUAUACGACAGCCGCCCAAAAUCUGUCGCCCACAUCGCCCAACGAAUCCAAUAUGGUGCAAUCGGUUUAUAGCCAAGGUCCCACGCCCACCCAAUCGCCGGUGCAUUCUGGCGUUGGUGGACCAAGUGCUGCAGGCAAUAACGGCGCGGCCAGCGGCGGAAGUGGCGGGAACGGAGGUGCUGCUGGCCAAGUGGUUAAACGGAAGCGUUCAGUGAAUCCCCAAGGCGAUGAAAAUUUUAUACGCGCCUUGGAGGCGGUGCGCACUGGAGGCAUAGGUUUCUGCAAAGCAGCCCGCCUUUAUGGAGUGAACAACCGUACGCUUUGGUUGGAGUACAAGAAACGUGGCUAUCCUGUGUCUAGGCCUAGCAUUAAAGCCCGUGUGGUUAAGCAGGAGCCAAAUCUAUCGCCAUCGCCAACACCGUCAACGAAUCCCGGCGAUGACAAUACAAAUGAGACGCUCAAUAUGCAAAUGCCGCCCCAGCCUGAAACGCCAACGCCCUCGCUUAUGUGUACGCCGCAUCACGCCAGUUUGGCCAGCAGUGGGGGCUCUCUACCUGGCAGUGGCGGCGGCGGCAAUACCCAUCCGGCCAUUGGCGUGAUGAGUCUAUUCGAUGCUCGCUACAUGGACUCACCGGGCAGUGUGCAUACAAUGACGCGGCAGCGUUAUAUCGAUGCGAGUGGAGCUGGUGCCGGGACUGCUGGCACGGGUGCGGGCACCAUUAAUGUGAAUCCGGCCGCUGCAAUGAAUCUACAGAGUAUUAACUUUAACUCAAUAUAGAAUACGAUUUCAAGUCAGAUGCAGGCGGCGGCGGCGGCCACAUCAGUAGCAGCAGCGGCGGCAGCAGCAGCCUCAACGGCAGCAGGACCGGCCACUUUGCUUCAGGCAGCUGCCGUUAUGGCGGCAGGUCAUGAGCCGGAACCAAUGAGCAUAUCAGCUGUGCCCAUGUCUGUCCCGAUGCCCAUGUGCCCGGUGCCCGUUCCUGUGUCGGUCUCUGCCAUGGGUAUGGCUGCGCAUAGCUUUCUAAUCAAUAAUUUCGUUACGGUGACAGCUCCGACGGUGGCGCCAAUGGUUAAUAGUACGCUGCCGCCGCUGGUUAACACUGGCCUGCAAUAUUUGGAGAAAUCAUAAGACAAGCACGAGCCACCCCUACGACCAGACCAUACCGGACAACCCGCCGCCCCCACCACCACCACCACCCCUCCUCCCGAUGUGUAAACCCCAAUAAUAAUUAAACUCGAUACAGGUAUUAGAGCAACGGCAGCAACUAGUGUACAUACCAGAGGGAGAGGAGUAUCACCACCAUCAUGGCCACCAACUAAUAAUAACAAUCACCACCAGAAGAAGCAGCACAACAACAACAAUUCACAAAAGUAGUAGGAUGACAACGACUCUCCUUCCCAUCCCUCCCCCACCCCCAAUCCCCCCAAUAAAAAAAAAGAAAACAAAAAACAAAACAAACAAAAGCUGAAGCUAAGCUGAGCUGAGCAGAGCAUAGAAAGCAGGAAGAGCCGGCCACACUUGUAAUAAUGCAUAGAACUUAAUUCCUUAAGCUUAAAGUUUUGAACCCCAUACAUUUUUACGAUUUGUUAACUAAGAGAUCGGUAGUACAGAUAUAAAUUUAUAUACAAUAUAUAUAUAUAUAUAUAAAAUGAAAAUCAUAUUGUAAUUGUACAUAAAUUAUAAAAUUUUAUUAGUGUUAAUCACGAGCGGCGGAAAUGAUUUAUAUAUACAUAUAUAUAUAUAUAUAUAUAUAGACCAACACCAACAGAUCUUGAUAUGCCAAUGCAUUUCGUAAUCGAUAACAAUUUCUUUGUAUUUUGUCUGCUUUGAAAUGAAAAACUCAAAUCGUACCAGUCAAUCCUAAUCCCAAUUUUAAAUCAUCUUUCGCAUAAUAUUUUCACAUACAUUUUCUUUUUUUAUAAUGCAUAAACUUGUCAAACCUACAGAAUAUGCAUUGGCAUCCGAUUACUUCGAUCAUUCGGAGAUUAUCUCUUACUUCUCUCUUCUCUCCUAACGAAUUCCAAAAAUUUUAUCUAUUAUGUUACGAAAAAAAAAGAAAAAAAAAGAAGAAAAUAGCCAAACAAACAAUCAUUCAUUUAUUCAUUCAUUGAUUCAAAACAAUUUAAAUCAAUAGUAGUAUCCCUUUAAUAAUUUGUGUAUAGAUGGAAAAUGAAACAGUUUUAGUUAUGGAUUUAUUUAGGCAUUAAACUAAACAAUAAACUUACAAAUUAUAUAUAAAA
Molecule: messenger RNA, 4213 nt
Organism: Drosophila willistoni
Lineage: Eukaryota; Metazoa; Arthropoda; Insecta; Diptera; Drosophilidae
Product: probable serine/threonine-protein kinase yakA
Exons: 5
Coding region: 354-2750 (798 amino acids)
Biological process (GO): regulation of transcription by RNA polymerase II
Cellular component (GO): nucleus
Molecular function (GO): protein binding; DNA binding
Source: RefSeq, a predicted model, not a curated record